Molecule: messenger RNA, 779 nt
Organism: Hyaena hyaena (striped hyena)
Lineage: Eukaryota; Metazoa; Chordata; Mammalia; Carnivora; Hyaenidae
Product: RILP-like protein 2
Exons: 2
Coding region: 1-624 (207 amino acids)
Molecular function (GO): protein dimerization activity
Source: RefSeq, a predicted model, not a curated record
AUGGAGGAGGAGGAGGAGGAGGAGGAGGAGGAGGAGGAGGAGGAGGAGGAGAAGAAGAAGGACUUGCAUGGGCCCGAGGGGGCUUUGGGCAAGAGCCCCUUCCAGCUGACAGCCGAGGACGGGUAUGAUAUCUCCUAUGUGAUGGGCCGCGAGCUGAUGGCCUUGGGCAGCGACCCCCGGGUGACACAGCUGCAGUUCAGGAUCGUCCGCGUCCUGGAGAUGCUGGAGACGCUGGUGAAUGAGGACAACCUGACGGUGGAGGAGCUGAGAAUGGAGAGGGACAGCCUCAAGAAGGAGGUAGAGGGGCUGCAGACCGAGGGCCCAGUGGCCAGCGGGGAGGUAAACCUGGGACCAGACAAAGUGGUGGUUGACCUGACAGAGCCCAACCGGCCACGUUUCACUCUAAAAGAGCUAAGGGAUGUGCUCCAGGAGCGCAACAAACUCAAGUCCCAGCUGCUGCUGAUGCAGGAGGAGCUGCAGUGCUAUAAGAGUGUUCUGAUUCCAAGAGAAGGCUCAGGAGGAGGAAGAGAAAACGAUGCCCAUGUCACCAGGCCUGGCAAUGCCAGAAGUAACGAGGAGAAGACCAUCAUAAGGAAGUUGUUCUUUUUCCGAUCCGGGAAGUAGACACAGGCCUAAGGCCAUGACGAAGGCAGGGGAUCUUGGACUCAAGAAGGCAGCAGGCCACGACUUCCAAACGCAUCUCUGCGCGCCACGUGUGUGCACUGUCCUUGCUCAUUUGUUUCCCCUGAAAGCCACUGAGGAGGAAGGAGGGGAGGCUC